Molecule: messenger RNA, 4842 nt
Organism: Cuculus canorus (common cuckoo)
Lineage: Eukaryota; Metazoa; Chordata; Aves; Cuculiformes; Cuculidae
Gene: MINDY2
Product: MINDY lysine 48 deubiquitinase 2
Exons: 9
Coding region: 78-1394 (438 amino acids)
Biological process (GO): protein K48-linked deubiquitination
Cellular component (GO): cytosol; cell periphery
Molecular function (GO): K48-linked deubiquitinase activity; cysteine-type carboxypeptidase activity; cysteine-type deubiquitinase activity
Source: RefSeq, a predicted model, not a curated record
UCCCCGGGGCGGGGCCGCGCCCGCCGUGAUGGCGUCGGUGGCGCCGGGGCCGGGCCCCUCGCGGCGCCGCUGAGCCCAUGGCGAGCCCGGCGCGGCCCCCGCCGCCGUCCCCGGGCGCCGGCGCCGAGAGCCCCGCGGGGGCCGCGCCGGGCAGCCCCGACUCCCCCGAGUCCUUGUCCAGCCCGCCCUCGGGCUGCCCCAGCGGCUCCGAGCUCAACAGCGACGUCGAGGAGGCGGCGGAGCGGCCCGGCGCGCCCCGGGAGCGCUUCCCCGGGCAGUCCGUGUACCACAUCAAAUGGGUGCGCUGGAAGGAGGAGAACACGCCCGUCAUCACCCAGAACGAGAACGGCCCCUGCCCGCUGCUGGCCAUCAUGAACGUGCUGCUGCUGGCCUGGAAGAUUAAGCUGCCACCAAUGAUGGAAAUCAUAACGGCUGAACAGCUGAUGGAAUACUUAGGAGACUAUAUUCUUGAUGCAAAACCUAAAGAGAUUUCUGAAAUUCAGCGUCUAAAUUAUGAGCAGAAUAUGAGUGAUGCUAUGGCGAUUCUACACAAGUUACAGACAGGUCUGGAUGUCAACGUGAAGUUUACAGGUGUACGAGUGUUUGAAUACACACCUGAAUGCAUAGUGUUUGAUCUUCUUGAUAUCCCCUUGUACCACGGAUGGUUAGUGGACCCUCAGGUUGCUGACAUAGUAAAAGCAGUUGGUAACUGCAGUUACAAUCAACUAGUGGAGAAGAUCAUUUCUUGUAAACAAUCAGACAACAGUGAGCUGGUUAGCGAAGGAUUUGUAGCUGAGCAGUUUCUAAAUAACACAGCUACACAGUUGACAUACCAUGGACUGUGUGAGUUGACUUCAGCUGUCCAGGAGGGAGAGCUUUGCGUGUUCUUCAGGAACAACCAUUUUAGCACCAUGACCAAAUAUAAGGGUCAGCUUUACCUGCUGGUGACAGACCAGGGCUUUCUUACGGAAGAGAAAGUUGUCUGGGAGAGCUUACACAACGUGGAUGGUGAUGGAAAUUUCUGUGAUUCUGAAUUCCACCUACGGCCUCCAUCAGACCCCGAAACUGUCUACAGAGGGCAGCAGGAUCAGAUAGAUCAAGAUUAUCUGAUGGCAUUGUCUCUACAACAAGAGCAGCAAAAUCAAGAGAUCAACUGGGAACAGAUCCCAGAAGGCAUCAGUGAUCUAGAACUAGCGAAGAAGCUCCAGGAAGAGGAGGACAGGAGAGCUUCUCAGUACUAUCAGGAACAAGAACAAGCAGCUGCUCAGGUCCAGCAGGUGCAAGGUGCUGCUUCUCCAGCAAGUGGAAGACAAUCUGGGAGCAAUGAGCGCAAACGUAAAGAGCCUCGCGAGAAAGAGAAAGAAAAAGAGAAGAAUAGCUGUGUUCUCUUGUAAUAGAAAAUGGAUUUAGUCUGGAGCCAAGCGCAUGUCCUCAGAAGCAAAAACAAGGAGUGAGAAGGAAGACAAACCUGUUACAUGCCGCCUGUGCCUGAUUACCCCAUGGAUUUUGUUCACGUUUCAAGAGAGGAUGGGUGACUUUGUAACAAUCAUACAGACUUUCUUCAAAGUCAUAGUGCGUGCUGCUCAAGAUGGAAUCCCAAAUCACAGUUGGAUGCGGCUGUGCUUUGAGUUAGUCAUAAGAAAUACUGCACCUUGUAGCUGAACACACAAAUCAUGGCAAGUUUUGUGUCAUAGUGACAUCCAUUACCCAUUACAUCAGUUAGUAAGCUAUUUUAUCUUCUACUCUAAACAAAGGAGGUAAUUUGUUUUGUGUAAGACUUUUUUUCCUGAAGUCUCUACACUAGCACAACAGAAUUCUGUGUUACUUACAUGGUAUGAAAUUAUCUUAGGCUGGGUAUAGUCUUAAUGACACAAGAGCCCAAAUAACAGCUGGGCACUGCCUCCGCAAUGUGUCCAGGAUUCUUUGCUUCUGGAUCUGGUCUGUUUGGUUUUUUGAACCCAGAUUUAUACUGUCUUACUGCUAGCGUUGCGCCUCCUGGCCAGCUUUCUUGCCCCAAGAAUAUGUGACUCAAUAGACAUCGUACAAAAAGUUGGCACCGAAAAUGGGGCAUUUAUUAAUAAGCAAGAUGAAUAUUGUUUGCUUUUCUUGCCAUUACAAACUGGGUAUGGCAACUCAGAUGUUAUCAGGGUUAAAAAAGUAAUUUUAUAGGUAACUCCUUUUUCUUUUAGUAUUUUUUCUCUUGUAGGUAAACUGGACCAGAUAAGUUCUUAUUUAUUGACCUCUCCAUAUGAUAGGUGAAUUGCGAGAGGAAACUAAGGUCUAUAAUAAUCAUUAUUUUAUGUAAGAAUGAGAGUUAAAAUAACUAACUAUCUGCCUUUUUUCCAGAAGUACCUUGAACUUUAACACGACGUUAACGUGUCCACUUGUGUAUUUAAGCAAGUGUACUGUAGUUAAAAACACACGUUUUUGUUUGUUUUGUAAAUCACGUAUCCUUAAAAAGCACACUUGGGAAGGGGGAGAGAGGAGCUAGGCUGCUCUCUGAGAUCGUUUGGAAAGGUGGUCAGAUGUAAUAUUUUGUUUUUUAAAUCACUAAUUUAGAAUUUUUGGAAACCAGAUUUUUCUAAUUUAUGGGAACCAAAUAAACACGUCGCGUCUUGUAGUAUUUAUAGAACACAGAAACAGAAUUCUUGCUGAAUUUUGAGGGAACCACAGAUCUUCCUCCACUCCCAUUAGGUCAAUAACAAUCACCUUGCCGAAACUUUUUGAUAAAAAAUUUCUAUUUAGUAAUUUGUAGCUACUUCUGAACAGGCUGCUUCUCCUGGCCAAGUUACCUAUUCCUGCCCUAAGCCUGGGUAAGCGUGUUAGUGUUCGAUAGGUGGGCAAAGCUAAAGCAGCCAGGUGGAAAGGCAUUCCUUGUUUCUGGUAUUGAGAGGAAGUAUAAAGACAGAGGGGGUUUAAUCACGAGUCCACUGGGAAAAAGCUGCUUCCAAUUUCUUUCACGCAGACUUGCUGCAGUGGUGGGAACCGGUCAUCGCCAAAAUCUCUUGCAAACUCAGAAUGACAAUGAGAUGGGUACAGGAAGAAUGUCUUAGUUAACUAAAGGGCCAGUUUGUAUCACUUUUUUCUUCCAUGCCUUUUUCUCUUCUGUGUUUUUCCACUUUUGUUACGAUUUCACUUUUAUUAUAAAGAAGUAACGAAGGCUGGGAGGUCUCUAAUACAAGAAGUGUAAAUUUUAAAAUGGCUCUAUUCUCUAGAAAAGUUAUGCCCAGAAAAGUAAUUUUAAUCCUUAAUGUAUGCAGUUCAGAUAACUUUCUGUGUCAAAGCAAAGGUUGACAUCUUUUUUCCUUUGCAGCAGCCUAACUUCUUCAACCAAACUAAUGUGAUGGAGGAUCGCCAAUAUAAUGACGUACCUACUUUAAGCAGAUCAGAAAAUAUUCCAGUAGUGUCAAUAACAAAGACUUUAAGCCAGAAUGUUGUUUAAAAACAUUCUGUUACUAAGAUUUUUUCCAAGUUUGUGUAUUUACAUUUAUUUAUUGACCUUGAAAAAUAAAUAUGUCAAACUAAGUGGUUGUUAUCUUAUUAUUUUCAGUGACAGUAUUGCCACUUCAAAUGCCUUUUUGAACAAACAGUUCGGGAGCAGGCAUUGUGACUCCUAAAUGUAUCUUUUUUUGCCGAAGAUACUUGCUCAUAUUAGAAGAAUUUGUGUAAUAUUCCCAGUUUCGGACAGAUGUGCCUGAACCCUGACAUUCCGCAGUUAUAAUAUUGUCAUGUGGUCACAAAGGAAGAAGAGUUAAAUGUCGAUGCUCAUCACAAAGUCUGAACUCCCAGAUAAUUCUCUUUCAAUAAAACGAGUAGAGGGUUUCGGUUUAGAUCAGGUGGCAGGUGUGCUAUUAAAGCAGUUUUCUGUUAAUAUCCUUUUUUUCUUUACAGGUCUUGAAGUUUUGGAAAACAGGUAAAGAAUUCCUGCAACCGAGGGUGUUCCUGCACGGGUUGAGCUUGUUAGUGGCAGAAGUUGUAAGCAGACGAGCUUGUCAGUCCCCAAACGAAACACAGCGUGAACCUUGAUUUAUACCCUCCUGUGACAAACCAUUCCAAAAGCAACCGGCACAGCGGGUAUUAAUGACAGCGUCUGAUUGUCAAAAAGCUGAACUGAAUUGCUUUUAUCAGUAAUAGAGAGCGUGGAAAACAAUAUUACAGAGUAUUAAUGGAGUACCCAGAAAGAUGAUGUCUACUUUGGGCUAUUUCCUCCAUUUGCCUCUUCGAAGCUUAUGUUCUGGUGACACAUUUAUACCGUUAAUCUGUUUAUACAAUUUAGCAGGAACCUUCUCCAAAUACCUCCGUAAUAGAUAUGAAAGCGUCCAGAAAAGUAGAGUAGAGCUUGUUUUCCACUAGAUAAAAGCUACCACAGAAAAAAGAAUCAUAGAUUUCUUUUGUUGUUGCAUUGUAGUUGUGAAAUGAAACAGGUAAAUACAAGUGUUCUUAAAAUUAGCAAAAAACAGCACCGCCAUAGCGAUAAGUUUUCUAAAAGGCACUUUGUACGUGCUCGAACAGACACUGGUGGACUCCGAGACCCAACAAAGCGGAUCCAAGGUAGAUUGUAACACCGGAGGAUGAAACCAGCAUUACUGAAAAUACACUUAAACACGUCAAAAUACCUUUUGUAGCCACCCGUCGAGCUAAUCUAAUAAAGUUUGUGUUCAUAUUGUCUUUACAGAGCUCUUCUUGUGGAUCGCAGCCACACGAGCUAGAAGUGAAGCGUAUGCUCGCUUGUGUGCACUGGCCCUGGAUUGCCCACCAGCCUCCCAGCGCUCCUUUGAGAUCUCACUUUGUCAGAUGUUUCUCCAGACUUGUUCACACAAGUUCUUGGAAAAAAAAAAUCAA